AUGGACUUCGAGGACGAUUAUACACACUCCGCUUGCAGGAAUACUUAUCAGGGUUUUAAUGGAAUGGAUCGAGAUUAUGGCCCUGGAUCUUAUGGAGGGAUGGAUCGUGAUUAUGGCCAUGGAUCCUAUGGGGGUCAAAGAUCCAUGGACUCCUACCUAAACCAGUCAUAUGGCAUGGACAAUCACAGUGGUGGUGGUGGGGGUAGCAGGUUUGGACCUUAUGAGUCUUACGACUCCAGGUCUUCUCUGGGUGGGCGAGAUCUGUACAGAUCUGGCUAUGGUUUUAAUGAACCCGAACAAAGCCGCUUCGGAGGUAGUUAUGGUGGUCGAUUUGAGAGCUCCUACCGGAAUAGCCUUGACUCUUUCGGAGGUAGAAACCAGGGCGGGUCUAGCUGGGAAGCACCUUACUCCCGUUCAAAAUUGAGGCCUGGGUUUAUGGAGGACAGAGGAAGAGAGAAUUACUCUUCCUACAGCAGUUUUUCUUCACCCCAUAUGAAGCCUGCACCUGUAGGCUCUCGGGGGAGAGGAACGCCUGCUUAUCCUGAAAGUACGUUUGGAAGCAGAAACUAUGAUGCUUUUGGAGGACCAUCAACAGGCAGAGGCCGAGGCCGAGGACAUAUGAGUGAUUUUGGAAGCAUUCAUAGACCUGGAAUUGUUGUUGACUAUCAAAAUAAACCCGCCAAUGUGACAGUUGCUGCUACAAGAGGAAUAAAGAGAAAAAUGAUGCAACAAUUUAAUAAGCCCAGUGGAACCUUCAUCAAGAAACCCAAGCUAGCAAAACCUGUGGAGAAGAUGAACCUCAGCAAAUCACCAACAAAAAUUGAUCUAAAAAAUGAAGAAGAAGAAGAAAAGCGGCGAAUUGAGGCUCGGCGAGAGAAACAAAGGCGCAGAAGGGAAAAAAACAGUGAGAAAUAUGGAGAUGGAUACAGAAUGGCAUUCACAUGUUCAUUUUGUAAAUUUCGAACGUUUGAAGAAAAAGAUAUUGAACUGCAUCUGGAAAGUUCUUCACACCAGGAAACAUUAGAUCAUAUUCAGAAGCAAACUAAAUUUGAUAAAGUAGUUAUGGAGUUUUUGCAUGAAUGUAUGGUGAAUAAAUUCAAGAAAACAUCUAUUCGUAAGCAACAGACAAAUAAUCAAACAGAAGCAGUCAAAAUAAUUGAAAAAGAUGUUAUGGAAGGUGUCUCUGCAGAUGAUCACAUGAUGAAAGUAGAGACUGUUCACUGCAGUGCUUGUAGUAUGUAUAUCCCUGCUUUAUAUAGCUCAGUUCAACAACACUUAAAGUCUCCUGAUCAUAUCAAAGGGAAGCAGGUUUAUAAGGAACAAAUAAAAAGAGAGAGUGUCUUGACUGCUACAAGCAUUUUGAAUAAUCCAAUAGUGAAGGCGCGAUAUGAACGUUUUGUCAAGGGUGAGAAUCCUUUUAAAAUUCAAGAUCAUUCUCAAGAUCAGCAAAUAGAAGGAGAUGAAGAGGAGGAAGAAAAGAUUGGUGAACAUAUUGAAGAGGAGGAAGAAGAGGAGGAAGAAGAGGAAGUGGGAGAAGUGGAGGGAGUAGAGGAAGUGGAGGCAGUAGAGCAAGUAGAGGGUGUAGAGGAAGCAGAGGGUGUAGAGGAAGCAGAGGGUAUAGAGGAAGCAGAGGAAGUGGGGGAAGUAGAGGGAGCGGGGGAAGUAGAGGGAGCAGGGAGAGAAGGUGAAGGAAUAGAGGGAGAGGGAGACACAGAGGGGACGGGGGAAGGAGUGGGAGUGGAGGAAGGAGGGAAAGAAGCAGCAAAAGAAGAGCAUGUCAGCCUCCCUGCUGUCCAACCAGAAAAAAAUUGA
Messenger RNA from Pipistrellus nathusii (Nathusius's pipistrelle), 1812 nucleotides. Lineage: Eukaryota; Metazoa; Chordata; Mammalia; Chiroptera; Vespertilionidae. The record is from the annotation of a GenBank genome assembly.